Arachis duranensis is the source of this 1176-nucleotide messenger RNA. RefSeq lists its product as uncharacterized. Lineage: Eukaryota; Viridiplantae; Streptophyta; Magnoliopsida; Fabales; Fabaceae. The coding region runs from base 1 to 1176 and encodes 391 amino acids. The record is from RefSeq and is a predicted model, not a curated record. The transcript has 4 exons.
AUGCCGAUGAUAGAGCUGUACAUUGAGUUUGAACAGCAGUUGGAGAUGGGUACGAUCGGCGACGAGGUCAAUGUUGAUGAGCUCGGGGAUAUAGAUUGGGAAGAAGAUAAUAAUGACAGCAAAGAGGAAUUCGAAGCUAACUAUGAAGUCGAUGAUGAAAACGAUGACGGAGACUUUGCAGACAAUCCGACGGUGCAAAAUGAAGCAAAUGCGAUUGUAAGCCAAUACCUGUUUGGUGUUCCAUCUUUUAUGCCCCGGAAUUUUCUGAGUGAAGGCAACGCGGCGGAAGAUGGCGAGUAUAGUGUCGGAAUGGAAUUUGGUUCGAGAGAGUUGGUGAUAUCUGCAAUCAAAAGCUACACCAUCUCUAGAAGAGUUGAUUAUACAGUGUAUGAGUCUGAGCCGCAAAUAUUCUAUGCGAAAUGCAAGGGGUAUGGUGCAGGGUACGACUGGCUUAUCCGAGCUAGCUUGAUUCGAAAAAAAGCUUGUUGGAAAAUCAGGAGAUACAAUGGCAAGCACACAUGCACCAUGGGCACGAUUUCACAAGAUCAUGCCAAGUUAGACUCAGACACAAUUGCAGGUGCCAUUAGGCCGUUGGUCGAAGUAGACCCCUCGAUAAAGGUGAAGUCUGUUAUUGAAGAAGUUCAAGGCAAGUUCAACGACACUGUGAGUUACCGCAAGGCUUGGUUGGCAAAGCAGAAAGCUGUUGCAAAAGUUUUUAGUGAUUGGAAAGUUUCUUACCAGACUCUACCAGUAUGGUUAAAAGCAAUGAUAGUGAAGAUGUCAAGGUAUCGUGUUCAAAUUAAAAUGCUCUCCGUUUACCGUGAGAGUGCACUUCUGGUAGCGGUUGCACAAGAUGGGAAUCAAAACAUUGUACCUAUUGCAUUUGCAAUUGUCGAGGGCGAGACAACAGACGCAUGGGAGUUUGUCCUAACCAAUUUGCGGAGAUAUGUUGUUAUCAUUGAUGGUGUGGGUAUUAUUUCUGACCGCCAUACCUCCAUCAACGCUGCAAUAGCUCGCAGUAACAGUGCAUGGUCACCACCAAGGGCGUGGCAUAUGUACUGCAUCAGGCACAUCGGGUCCAACUUCUUAAGGAGGUUCAAGACUCCAUAUUUGCAUAAACUCAUGGUGAACACAGGCUAUUCUAUGAUGGAGCAGGAGUACAACAAAAACUACUAA